CACACUUUCACCAAGCAAGACUACUUCUAACGUCGGCCCAAUCGUAAAUACAGUCAAAUCACUACAACAAUCAGCGGCGCCAAAAGUGACAAAAAAAGCAAGACAAACAUACAAAACUGACUCCACAACGUCACACCCGCUGGGAAAGAUGGUCGAGGUAGACAGCAGUCCUUGCCUCCAAACAACACGGCAGGUUCGUGACCACAAGGAGACAAGUACACAAAAUAACUUCACAUACACACACAGGUUUCUGCACCACAGGACCCCAGAGCCGAACUAUCACGAAUGAGAUAAAGGCAAGGAUUGCAGCAAGGAGGGCUGACGGUGGUGGUGCCACCUAUCUAUCCAGCUCGUGCGUUUACCACCCACCCCCACUCAAGCACACCCUCCCCACAACCUAUUCUCCGAGGUCUCCUCCUUCUCCACCGUAAGGUUACUCGCACAGAGGAACCUGUCGUCGUCACUGCCACCAUUCUGUCACACACAAGCAAAAGAAGCAACGGCAAACAACGGGAAGCGCAAGCGCAAAGAUUCUACCGGAACGUUCUCUCCGCGACACUCUCCGUGCUCUGGGUGACCCGCACUGACGAAGGAGGUCGCCAACAAAAAAGCGGAGGAACUUGUUUGUCAUAACACUGCUCCUCCUGCCCCUGUCCGCUUCGGCUCCUCGGCUACCUCUGUUGCUAGCGCUGCUCUCUCUUCUACACGCCCCGGCUCGUUCUGCUUGUGGGCCAUGGGGUGCUCGUCUAGCCGGAUCCCCGCACAAAGUCAAGAUCAGGUGGAGCCAGUCCCCAGCGGCCUGCCCACACCGGCGACGACAGCGGCGGGAGCAGGGGGUGUGCCGCCCAAGCCAGCACCGACCGAGAGCUCGGGCUUGGACGACCUCGAGCAAACCCGCCCCGACAUCAAGACGGUCCUCAUCCUCAAGAAGAACCAGAGUUCCAUGGAGGGCCGGCAGAACCAGGGACAAAGGGACUACAUGCAGCUGCAAACAAGGGUAGACUAGACACUACAGGAGUAUGAUAGCAUGGACCAGUAUCAUGCAGAAGAGUUGCCCGUCAUAAAGGCGCCCCUCCCAGACGUUGUUUAUCGGUUUUGACGCCUUAGAAUCUAAGCACCUCGAGAGUAGUUCAGCUCUUAUGAAUUGUGAGAUUAGGAGGCGUUUUAUUUCACCUUUUUAUAUUUCAUCAGUAUGACCACAACGAAUCCAUCUCUAUCGAAGAGCAGAGUAAAAGUAGAUUAGCGAUGAAUCCAUAGUGAAAGUUCUGUUUUUCCACGAUUUCCCGAGCAGCACACAGCAGUGAUAUCAUUCACCCUUGAUCUUUGCUUGACACUGGAGAAUCCGCCGCUUGAAUGUAUCUGAAAGAGGAGUUCUUACUUCAGAAAGUUACAACCGUGCCCUCCAAGACACGCCGCCAAUCAUGCAUAGUAUGAUUUUGUUCAUCGUAUGCAAUCGAGUUUGUAUUCCACAUGCAGUAGGAUCACGCAGGCGUACGUCUUGCUUCCGGUACAAGCGGUCUUAAGCCCCAUGCUGUGUGCAUACAACGCCCUAAGCAUUGGAGCCUCGUUGAGAGAACGGGCAGUGAAAGAACACAAGAAGAUUUAACCCCCUUCAAUUGUUUGGAGGCGGCGGUUCAGGAACACCUUUCUUUGUCUGCGCUGUGCGGGUGGCUGGAUCUGAUGUUGCUGUCUUCGGUGCCCUUGCCCCCUUGCGUCCCUCUCCCUGACCCGGCGAUGGCGUGGUGGGAUGGAAAUAUUCAUUAUGUUGGCGUGCUUCAACAUCGAUUCCGGGUGCAACUCUCGUGGAACACGGACCUGUUGUUGGCGCUGCUUGUGACAAAAUGGCGUGAUGCCGCGCGCUGGCCUAUUCUGACCCAUGGGGGUCCCGGAUGAGUUGGUGCUGGUGCAUUUAAUCUGCUGGUGCUAUAUUUUUACUGAUGCUGGUGCGAUUUAAUUCUGCUGAUGCCAUCAAUGCCGCCGAUGCUGGUUCUUGGACUUCUUCGAUGCAACAGUCGUUGAUUCAUAACCUGGUUCACGACGAGUUCCGAAGGCGCAUCACGGAAGUGUACGACAUGAAGUGAGUUGCAACCACACACGCCUGUUCGCCGUUACAGUAGGCAAGCGAAGCGUCCCUUCCAGGCUUUACCUACCUUUUACGGUCUACGAUCGUGUACCUGAAGAGUUUCGAUCGAGGCAGGUCCGGAAGGAUCAAGUCCACUGCGCAUGCCUCCUUUCGUGUUUUUUCGGCGGAAGGUGUUUAGCUCCGUGGACGCUUAAUCGAGGGAUGAGUUCAGUCGCACGCAGUGGUGAAUAAUGACCCGGGGGCUGCUUUUUUAGGUACGAUUGUUAUUGUGAGUUGUUGUUGGCAUU
Molecule: messenger RNA, 2370 nt
Organism: Ectocarpus sp. CCAP 1310/34
Lineage: Eukaryota; Phaeophyceae; Ectocarpales; Ectocarpaceae
Source: the annotation of a GenBank genome assembly